GGCCCGGCGGCGCCCGCCAUGCUCCGCCUCCGCAGCUGCUGCAUCGUCGCCCGACUCAUCUCUCCCCCCUCCGCGUCUUCCAUCCCUCCUCUCCACCGCCUCCUCUCCACCACGGUCCCGGUUCCGGCAAACCCUGGCUUCGCCGUGGAGGAGUACCUGGUCGACACCUGCGGCCUCACCCGAGCACAAGCGCUCAAGGCCUCCGCAAAGCUCUCCCACCUCAAGUCCCCCGCCAAGCCCGACGCCGUCCUCGCCUUCCUCGCCGGCCUCGGCCUCUCCGGCGCCGACGUCGCCGCCCUCGUCGCGCGGGAUCCCAAGUUCCUCUGCGCCGGCGUGGAGACGACCCUGUCCCCCAUCGUCGUCGAGCUCACGGGCCUCGGGCUGUCCCCUUGUGACAUCGCCCGGCUCCUCACGCUCGCUGCCAACACCCACCUCCGCAACAAAUCCGUCGUCUCCAAGGUGGACUACUACCUGCGCCUCUUCGGCUCCUUUGAGGAAUUCCUCCGGGCGUUCAAACGUAACCAUCAUCUCCUCUCGUGCAGCCUCGAGAGGGUGGUCAAGCGGAACGUCGGGUUACUGCAGGAGUGCACGCUAGGUGCUUGUGAUAUUGGCAAGCUAGCCGUGUCUGUGCCAAGGAUGCUCACCGCCAAUGUGGAGCAAAUCCGGGCGAUGGUGGCCAGUGCUGAAGCUUUAGGUGUGCCUCGCGGGUCUGGGAUGUUCAGGCAAGCUCUGCGGUCUGUUGCAUUCCUCAGCGAGGAGAAGAUCGCCGCCAGAACGGACUACUUGAGGAAGACGUUUAGGUGGUCGGACGCUGAGGUUGGCAUUGCUGUGUCCAAGGGUCCAUUUGUGCUCGUGUCGUCAAAGGACACGCUGAAGCGCAGGUCUGAGUUCCUUAUCUCUGAGGUGGGGUUGGAGCCGGCGUACAUUGCUCGCCACCCAUCAUUGCUCAGUUAUAGCUUGGAGGGCCGGCUCAGGCCCCGGUACUAUGUUAUGAAGUUUCUUACGGAAAACGGAUUGCUCAAGCGUCACACGUGCUACUAUACAUUUGUCAAGGCCACCGAGAUGGAAUUCUUGGACAAGUUCAUAUGCCCUUACAAGGAAGCUGCACCACACCUUGCCGAAGACUAUGCAGCUGCUUGCAAAGGGGAAGUGCCAACUAGAUUCGGAUUUACAUGAACCAAGAAUGGGCUAUGAGUUGGGUAAACUCUGUACGGUGCAACAAAGUUUUCAUUGUGUGGUAAGCUGGCAAUUCCUAUUUCGGUGUACUUUGCCUAAUUGGAUGUUGGUCUUCCACUCUGUUAGAUGCUGGUAUGGUCGUUGCUAAUGGUUGGUUAAACUGGUGAUUUGAAUCCUGAAUCUUAGUGUAUCAUUUGGUAGAGAAGAAAUCAUGUCUUGUUGCCUUGUUA
Molecule: messenger RNA, 1406 nt
Organism: Triticum urartu
Lineage: Eukaryota; Viridiplantae; Streptophyta; Magnoliopsida; Poales; Poaceae
Biological process (GO): regulation of DNA-templated transcription
Molecular function (GO): double-stranded DNA binding
Source: RefSeq, a predicted model, not a curated record